Messenger RNA from Triplophysa rosa, 3189 nucleotides. RefSeq names its product asparagine synthetase (gene asns). The coding region runs from base 489 to 2186 and encodes 565 amino acids. The transcript is spliced from 12 exons. Gene Ontology annotation, cellular component: cytosol. Lineage: Eukaryota; Metazoa; Chordata; Actinopteri; Cypriniformes; Nemacheilidae. The record is from RefSeq and is a predicted model, not a curated record. Gene Ontology annotation, molecular function: asparagine synthase (glutamine-hydrolyzing) activity.
GAAUUUACAGGCUAGAUGCAGAUAGUCUCGCGUAAACUUUGGCCGCUUUUAUUGGUCAAGGCCCGCCCAAAAGACAAUGACUGACAGGUGAAGCUACCAAUCCAGUAUAGUUUUGUGCUGCGUCAUGUUUAGUGGCGUGGAAAUGUCCCCACAAUUACAGACCGAUGUGCAACUAGUAAUCAUCCAUUCACGAUCGUCUUCAAAUUUACUUUUACAAUGGCGCUUCAGUCUCCUAGAGCACCGUCUUAAACACACAUGUAAAUAAACGUAACUAAAGCAAACUAGUGUAAUCUUAAAACAGCUGUUUAGUAAUUUUAUGCAUUAAAACAGAAAAUACACGAAACCUACUUGGCAGAGAACAAUAGCAUUACUUACCAUUGUACAACGGAGAACCAAACACAAGACUAAACCACUGCUAUGUCAGCGUCUGUUCUUUCAUCUUGGCCCGCAUAUGCGGCGGAUAUCCCCUACUCGUUGUGAGCAGCAGUAUGUGUGGUAUAUGGGCAUUGUUUGGCAGUGAUGAGUGCCUCGCAGUUCAGAUCAUUAAUGCCAUGAAGAUUGCUCAUCGCGGUCCUGACGCUUUCCGCUUUGAGAAUGUCAAUGAUUUUACCAACUGCUGCUUUGGAUUUCACCGCCUGGCCAUUGUGGACAAGCUGUAUGGCAUGCAGCCUCUACGUGUCAAGAAGUUUCCCCACCUCUGGUUGUGUUACAACGGUGAGAUCUACAACCACAUCAGGCUAAAGGAUCACUUUGAGUUUGAUUAUCAGACCAAAGUUGAUGGAGAGAUUCUUCUGCACCUGUAUGAUCGCUUUGGGAUUGAGAAGAUGGCGUCUCUGCUAGAUGGUGUAUUUGCCUUUAUCUUGUUAGACACUACUAAGAGAAAGGUUUUCCUGGGCAGAGAUACCUACGGUGUAAGGCCUUUGUUCAAGAUGAUUACCGAUGAUGGCUUUCUAGCUGUUUGCUCUGAGGCCAAAGGUUUAACAGAGAUCAAACACUCCAUGUCCACUCCUGCAAAGAUCACCCCCUUUCCACCGGGACACUUUGAAGAAUUUAACCUCAAGCGUUCGGGAAAAGUAGAGCAUGUUCAGAUGUAUCGUUUCCACAACUUCACAGACGAACCCAAACACGCCACCUACGACAUCGUGGAGGGACUUGGCACAGGCUUUGAACUGGAGAUUGUCAAGAGCAACAUUAGGAUCCUGUUUGAAAAUGCUGUAAGGAAGCGAUUGAUGGGUCAAAGAAGAAUUGGCUGUCUCCUCUCAGGCGGUCUUGAUUCCAGUCUGGUUGCUGCAACAGUUGUGAAACUGGCAAAAGAAGAGAACCUCGAUUAUAAGAUUCAAACCUUUGCCAUCGGCACUGAGGACAGCACAGAUAUAAUAGCUGCUCGCAAGGUGGCAGCUCACAUAGGCAGUGAGCACCAUGAGGUGAGCUUCACUCCUGAGGAAGGUAUCCGUGCCAUACAGGAAGUCAUCUUUCACUUGGAAAGUUAUGACAUCACAACUGUGCGUGCAUCUGUUGGUAUGUACCUGAUCUCAAAGUUUAUCCGUGAGAAGACAGACAGGGUUGUGAUUUUCUCAGGUGAAGGUUCUGAUGAACUGACACAAGGAUACAUCUACUUUCAUAAGGCUCCAUCACCUGAAGCUGGUUCUGAGGAAGCUAUGCGUCUGCUGAAAGAACUUUAUCUGUUUGACUUGCUGAGAGCCGACAGAACCACAGCUGCAUUCGGACUGGAGUUGAGAGCGCCUUUUUUGGACCACAGGUUCACUGCAUACUACCUCUCACUGCCUGAAGAGAUGAGAGCACCAAAGGAUGGAAUUGAGAAGUACCUCUUGAGGGAAGCAUUCAGUGACACAAAACUGCUUCCAGAUGAGAUUCUAUGGAGGAGAAAAGAGGCUUUUAGUGACGGUAUAACAUCCGUAAAGAAAUCCUGGUACACAAGCCUGCAAAAGCAUUCUGAGUCUGCGGUACGACAGAUAAAUGAAUCUCAGUUAGAGAAUGGUCCUAAGAGAUUCCCUUUCAACCCUCCCACAACCAAAGAGGGCUUCUACAUAAGGCAGACCUUUGAAAAGAUGUACCCCAAUCACAGUGAAUGGAUCCCACAUUACUGGAUGCCGCGAUGGAUCGAGGCCACAGACCCCUCCGCCAGAACUCUGUCCAUCUACAAGCCAGAUAAAGACCACCAAUAAGCCUUAACAACAACAGAGUUUGACUAAACAUUGUGUUCACUGCAACACUAUGCAUACUGUAUGUCUGUGCAUUAUAGAUAGGCAGAAAAAAUGUCUGUUUUUGAAAAACAUAACAAGAGUUUCGGUUGGUUUUACAGUAGUAACAAUAACUAGUAGUUAUUAACAAUAUAUGAAAUAUUUUUACCAAAAACUAGUUACUAUUUUUGUGAGACCUCGACUGGUUACUCAAAGAUUGUUGAUUGAAACCCUGUAAUCUGUAUUCACUGCAACUAUUUCAAUUGUGCCCCUGACUAAGACACAUUAACAGCCACAAGUUUCUUCAAUGGCACUGUCUUUUUAAUACUUACAGUAAAUAAUUUGGGAUGACAGAGUUAUCUAAAUAACAAUAAAUUUGUUAUGCAGCCACGUUAAGAGUGCGAGCAUACACUAUGCCUGGUCAUUGUAAGCCUCAUAAGAUAUCAGAGAAAGAAUGCCUCUUGUCACCUGUUAUAUUAGGGUGAACCAUUAAGCCUUACAUGUGGCUUAAAUUACAUUGAAUAUUUUGUAAGAGCGGCACAGCAGUAAUAUAAAAUAGAAUGUGUUAUACUGCUGACAUUAGUCUGAUAUGCAUUGGAAGACUUGCCAACACUGUAAUACAAAAAAAUGUAACAGAUCAGUGUCACUUGAAUGUUUUGAGAAACGUCAUCACUUCUAAAAGAUGUUUUCGUGAAUAUAUGAGUACAUUCCGAGUCAUUUUGCGCGUAAAACAGACAUAUCCGAAAACGUCAGAUUUUGUAGUAAAAGGUGUGUAUGUUAAUAUGCAUAUAUGUAAACAGGGCGUGCAUGCACGGUCAUUCACAAUUAUCAUAAUCCCCGCCUAUGAUCACAGCUACGCAAAUUACGUAUCUCUGAAUGCUGGAAUCCUCUGGACUUCAUUCUCUGGUUUGGCUACAUUUAUUGUAUAAAUGCACAAGAGACUAAUAGGCUAUAUGCUUACCAAUAAAUUAAUCAAUUAAACUGUCCA